This is a messenger RNA of Oncorhynchus kisutch (coho salmon), 2739 nucleotides long. RefSeq names its product TIA1 cytotoxic granule-associated RNA binding protein-like 1 (gene tial1). The record is from RefSeq and is a predicted model, not a curated record. The transcript is spliced from 13 exons. Gene Ontology annotation, molecular function: DNA binding; RNA binding. Bases 316 to 1536 code for a protein of 406 amino acids. NCBI's taxonomy places the organism in Eukaryota, Metazoa, Chordata, Actinopteri, Salmoniformes, Salmonidae.
UAUGACGUUUGACAGAUGUUGGCACACCAGGGAUUCCACCUUCAUCUCGGCUAUCGUAUUUUACCGAGAUGUUAUAGUAUAAGACUAGCCUACUCGAGAUAUCUGAUUGAUUUUAUUUUAGUGCUGACUCAAGUCCCCCUGUAGACUGCAUGCGCAUGGGCAUGAGUCGGCUUCCUGACUCUCCGGUUAGCGCCAUUUUCUUCCUCUUAGUUAGCUAGCUUAGCUACCGCAUAAAUACAUUGAUUAGGCCAUCUUCUUGUUUAUUUCAGCAUACUCAGUUAGUUAGUCGGCAUUCAUACCAAUCGAUUUUUGAACAUGGAAGACGAAAGCCACCCCAAAACGCUGUAUGUUGGUAACCUGUCCAGAGAUGUAACAGAAAUUUUGAUUCUUCAGCUGUUCACCCAAAUUGGACCUUGCAAAAGUUGUAAAAUGAUCACUGAGCAACCCGAUAGCAGGAGGAUGAACUCUUCUGUGGGAUUUUCUGUUUUGCAGCAGUCAAGCAAUGACCCGUAUUGCUUUGUGGAGUUCUUUGAACAUAGAGAUGCUGCUGCUGCCCUAGCAGCCAUGAAUGGGAGGAAGAUAUUGGGAAAGGAGGUCAAAGUAAAUUGGGCCACCACUCCAAGUAGCCAGAAGAAAGAUACAUCAAAUCACUUCCAUGUGUUUGUGGGAGACUUAAGCCCUGAGAUCACCACUGAGGAUAUCAAAGCUGCAUUUGCACCUUUUGGGAAAAUAUCGGAUGCUCGUGUUGUGAAGGACAUGACGACAGGAAAAUCUAAGGGGUAUGGAUUUGUGUCCUUCUAUAACAAACUGGAUGCAGAGAAUGCCAUCGUGCACAUGGGGGGACAGUGGUUAGGAGGACGGCAGAUCAGGACCAACUGGGCAACUCGCAAGCCACCCGCCCCCAAAAAUGUGCAAGACAAUGGCUCGAAGCAGCUGAGGUUUGAAGAUGUAGUGAACCAAUCCAGUCCCCAGAACUGCACCGUGUAUUGUGGAGGAAUCCAGUCAGGACUGUCAGAGCACCUCAUGCGACAGACAUUCUCACCCUUUGGACAAAUAAUGGAAAUCCGAGUUUUCCCAGAGAAAGGUUACUCUUUCAUCAGGUUUUCCUCCCAUGAAAGUGCUGCCCAUGCAAUUGUCUCUGUAAAUGGAACGUCCAUUGAAUGCCACAUAGUGAAGUGCUACUGGGGCAAAGAAUCCCCCGACAUGGCCAAAAGCGUACCACAGGUAGAGUACGGUCAGGGUCAGUGGGGACAGUGGAACCAAAUGUAUGGGAGCCCCCAGGCCCAGCAGUAUGGGCAACAGUACAUGGCAAAUGGUUGGCAAGUGCCUUCUUAUGGAGUGUCUUAUGGACAGUCAUGGAAUCAGCAAGGAUUUGGUGUAGAGGAUUCCAUUCUGGCCGCAGCAGCACAGAACAUUUCAAGACAGUCCCAGUCCCCAGCCUGGGUGGGAGGGUUUGGAUCCCCGGCGCCGUCCCAGCCCGGUCCUGUGAUGCCCAACCAGGGAAACUUCAACAUGGCUGGCUACCAGACACAGUGAUCAGGCUCUCACUCUCAUCAGUGGGAAUCAGUGGACUUUCAGUUAGGAGAACAUAAAGUAAUUAACAUUGUAAUCAUCUGGAGAGAUUGUGUUUUUAAAGCAGAGAAGAUCAGGAACAACAAUAGUUUACCUCUUUUGAGGAAGCAAAUGUUAUUUAUAAAGACAGGUAGAGAGUUGUUUUUAUUGGCUGAAGUUCUGUUGUGUACAAAUUAAAUGUCAAGAAGAAGUAUGGGAGAGAAAAAAAACUCGGACUGAAUUUUCACGCUUUUAUAUAGGGGAUAUCUUGGUAAAGAUUUUUUUGAUGAGUUUUAGUUGACCACUUAAUGUAGUUAAAUACAGACUUAAUUUCAUUUAUAUACCCUAGUUUGUCAGGACAUUGCACAGGUACAUAUAGAAAGAAGUUGUACAUUUUCAGAACAUAAUGCUCUUUAAAUUGUUAAGAGUUUCUGAUUUUUAAAUCACUUUCUGAACAUUUGAUAGAUAUGAGUGAACACAUUUUCUGUCUCCUGCUUUGAGGUUUAGCAUUUUGGCCCAACAAAGCACAUUAAAAGCACUUUUAGGGUCAAAUUUGCUUUAAAUCUUCAAAGGCAUAUGGAUUUGUGUGCCAUUAUGUAUAUUUACAUUUAUUUACUUCACAUUCUUCAUCUCCCAACAUUGUACUAGCUGAGUUUCUUGAUAAUGCGUGUAAAUCUCUAUGCUAUUUUUUUUUUUGCUUAUACCUGUAAAUGUCACGUAUAAUGGAGAAGGGUCAUGGAAGGCCAAACGUGUGUGUAUAUAACCCUCGAACACCUGAUUUGAAUUGAGGGUUUCCAAGCAUGUACUCUUUAGUAUCACAGGAGCUCCACAAACCUAAUGUUGUAUAUACUGUAGAUGAGUGUGCAAUGCAGGGCUGACAUAUUGAAUCUAUUCAAUAUAAUUUACAAAGAAGCCUUAAUUUAAAUGUCAGUUACUGCACCAGUUUAUUUUAUUCAAGGAAGCUUCUUAGAAGGUUGAACUCUAGAUUUUAGUGAUGACUGAUGAUUUUAUCAUUUUCAAGUUGUGCCAUUUUCAGCUAAUAGCAGGAGACGAGUAAUGAGCAUUUCCUGGAGACAUUGAGGGUGAAUUGCACGUUUUUGAAAAUGUAUUAUCUUGGUUGCUCAAAGUAUUGAAUGUAAAAUGGCAAUUGUUUUAAUGACGAAUAAAGUUCAGCAAUUGACAAUUCAA